Messenger RNA from Seriola aureovittata, 1398 nucleotides. It is a transcript of the gene prr15lb, whose product is annotated as proline rich 15 like b. Bases 309 to 644 code for a protein of 111 amino acids. The transcript is spliced from 3 exons. The record is from RefSeq and is a predicted model, not a curated record. Lineage: Eukaryota; Metazoa; Chordata; Actinopteri; Carangiformes; Carangidae.
GUGUGUGCUGGAGUGGAGUACAGAGGGACAAGGUCAGAGAGCGAAGAGGCAGAGAGGAAGAGAUGCUGCACCUGUGAGUGAUCACCUGAGGAGGAGAAGAAGAAGAAGAAGAAGAAGAAAAAAGAAAACAGAGAGGAGUUAAAGAAUUCAUAAACAUGGCGGUGCAGUAUCACAUCUGAGAGAAUCUCCUUCAGCCAGCUCGUCGUCAUCAGGGUUUAUCCAGAGCGUCUGAGGAAACUCCAUCUGCUGAUAAAGUUGGUUGAAAGCUCGGGAAAAAGCUAGUCAGUCCUCCAGUCUCUGUCGGUGCCAUGGCUGACCCAAGCUGGUGGAAGCUGACCUUCUCCCGCAAGAAGAAAUCUGAAUCUAAGGUUCUGUACGAGAUCCCAGCCGAGUAUGGCAGCAACACCGGCAACAAAGAGCACUCAGGCAAUAAUCCCCCUCCGGACCAUAUGGACAGUCAGUUCAAUGCCAGACUGGAGAAGAUUGUGGAUAAAUCUGCCACCAAGGGCCGCCACGUCAAGGUCUCCCACUCCGGUCGCUUCAAGGAGAAGAAGAAGGUCCGUGCCACGCUGGCCGAGAACCCAAACCUGUUUGCGGAGCACAACCUCAGUGACGAGAACCAUAAAAAGAAGACUGACAAAUAGUGACACCGGCUCCUGAAAACACAAACCAAAAAUGCACAUACUUGAUCACAAACGUGUCAUAUGUCAAUGUCACACCUAUGAAAGCUUCGACGGAGGCUAAAACACAUGCAAACACAACCAUGUUGCAGCACAUGUGCAGCGUGCAAGGUGGACAAACACUUGCUGCACCACACCCAGGCAGAUACUGUAACCAAUGAACUCACACCUAAACAAACAAGUGGUAUCAGCCAUUACACUUUGACAGAACAGAGGCUUAAACAAAGUAUGAGGCAUUUUUCUUUGGAAAAUAUCAAAAGGUUUUACUACUUUUACUGAACAUUAAAUCUCCCAUUAACUUUCUUGUGCUCACAUUGUUGUUAUAUAUCUUUAAAUAUGAUCACUGACAUGAAGGAAAAGUAAAAAAAAUAAAACUGCCUAACCUCAUACAUCUUCAUCCUCAUGAUUGAAUUUUUUUUUAUUAUUAUAGAUGUAGAGUUUGAGAAUUCAACUUCCUUUUUUAAAAAAAAAAGUUUUAUUCAAUCGAUACACAGGUGAAGAUAUGUUUGUGUAGGGUGCAACCAAAGCACAGUAAAUUUUUAUUACAUUUUUGUGACCAAAGCAAAUAGACACUUGAUUUUAAUGACUGUGUGAGACAUCGUUGAUGCUCCGCAGAUAUGGUAAAUUAAAAAAAUAUACUGUUUAUAUGAUCUUUUAUGGAAUCUUUAAAAAAAAAAUUGUAUUUUGUUUUUAAUAAAUGUAUCAUGAUGUGUUAACA